AUGACUAUUAAGUUGGUCAUUGGGGGUUUUACGGUGCAUGUCUGUAGUGCUUAUGUGCCACAGGUAGGACUAGGGGAGGAGAAAAAGAGGACUUUUUUGGAGGUCCUGGAUGAGGUGCUCCGAGGCGUGCCUAGUUCGAAGAAGCUUCUCAUAGGAGGGGACUUCAAUGGGCACAUCGGGCAUUUGCCGAUUAGUUACAAUGAUGUUCAUGGUGGCUUUGGUUUUGGGGAUAGGAAUAAUGAGGGUACUGCUCUAUUGGAUUUUGCGAGGGCCUUUGGGUUGGUGGUAGUGAACUCUAGCUUCCCGAAGAAAGAAGAGCAUUUGGUUACUUUCUAUAAUGAGGAGGAGAAGAGAAGAUUUUGGGAGUUUUUGGAUGAGGUGGUUCAAGGCGUGCCAAGCUCGAAGAAGAUUUUCAUUGGAGGGGACUUUAAUGGGCAUAUCAGGUCAAUGCCGUUAGGGUAUGAGGAUGUUCUUGGUGGCUUUGGUUUUGGGGUUAGGAAUGAUGAGGGAAUUUCUAUUUUGGAUUUUGCGAGGGACUUUGGCUUGGUGGUGGUGAAUUCAAACUUUUUGAAGAAGGAGGAUCACCUGGCUACUUUUCGUAGUAGGCUAGCUAAGUCUUAA
This is a messenger RNA of Capsicum annuum, 621 nucleotides long. RefSeq lists its product as uncharacterized. Gene Ontology annotation, cellular component: nucleus. Gene Ontology annotation, biological process: chromatin remodeling. The record is from RefSeq and is a predicted model, not a curated record. The coding region runs from base 1 to 621 and encodes 206 amino acids. Lineage: Eukaryota; Viridiplantae; Streptophyta; Magnoliopsida; Solanales; Solanaceae. The transcript is spliced from 2 exons.